UAAGCUACCAGCACAGGCGUCGACGCAGUGAGCGACCCACCAAGGAUUUCGGAAGACACAUGACGCUCUACAAAGACACGCACCCUUCGCGUGUGGCCUCUCCAAACUCCCUUCACGAGCGGAUCGCUCAUUACAUUCACGCUGCGCAUAUCUACCCGAGACCUCUAAACCGAGAGAACGUGACAGCCCUGCUAGAGGGGCGAGAUUCCUGGCCAACAGUGGCAGGAGCAGAGUUUUGUCUAGCCUACCCGGUGGACGUCUCGGAGCUUGAACAGGCCCGCGUUAUCGCAUUCCCGGAUGACUAUCUGGCCGUACAGCCCAAAGUACCCUCAACCCCCGACAUGCCGCCAAAGCUGCGGCAUCAGCUAGAUGCACACCCUUCUGUACGAGCUGCGGUACCUCAACGAUGCCUGGGAACCCCGCAGUUAAGACUUUGCCAAGAAGACGUUACCUCGAUCGACCUGGCCUUCCUGCGCGAUACCUUUGAAUCCCGAGCCGAAGGUUAUCGGCUGAAGGUAAAGCGCGAAGACCUGAAAGGCGUAGGCACUUUCCUAUGGAAACGACUGAUAGACGGCUCAGUCGACCCAGAUACCGCUUUUUCCAAUUACAUCACCAGGAUGCGACUGGCCGCUGGCAGUAUUGCUAUCUUCCAAAUCGAUUUCGAUCUAGAUAUCGACGUUAAACAGUUCCUUGACUGCGCCUUCAACUAUAUCGCUGCAGAUAAGACACUCUUUGAUAGCUGGGCAGACUGCGCAGCCAAUGUCGCUAUCAGUCACAAUAGUGUUAACAACAUCAUCAAGAAGCCAUCUCCUCUAGUGGUGCGGAAAAGACCGGGACAACCUGACGAAGUGAGCCAAGAAGCGGAAUCUUAUUCCCAUCGCUCCCCUAAAUUGGUCGGAGCCCUGUUCAGUGAUAUCUAUCACCCUCCCUAUCUUUGCUUCUUACUCUCGAAUCCGAAGACAAACCAAUUUGGCUUGAUCGGUGUUUAUGAAAAUAUAGAGCGGAACAUGCGCCCCAUAUCAGAAUAUGCCUCUUAUGAGAAGAACUGGAGUGACUUAGUAUGGGCUCAAGCUCUUGAACUAUUUUACAACAGCUACGAGCAGUAUGUUCGCCUACCAGCCCUACCCGAAGCUAUAGAUCAGCUUUGCGAAAUGAUCGCCUGGUUCGCCAACCACGAGAUCAACUACAACUCUCGUCACAAGUUAAUAGCAGACACUCGCCUGCCUAGCCUCCAAAAGACCAUAAGCACCGUGAGGUACUUGGAUGAUUCAAGACAAGUUAGGUACCUCAUAGAGGACCACCGCCAAAUACUCAUCAAUCGUGCGCACGAACACCUUCAGAAGGCUCGUAUAGGGGACCGAUAUCUACCCCUCGGAGGGUGGCUGAUUUUAUUCUGGUGCCUUGACUGGGAUUUGGCCUCAUCCAAGUCACACCAUAAUUCGAGUACCCAUGCACUUGAUGCAUGCGGGGCAUUGAUCGAUAGCUACCUAGGACUGCUGUAUGACCGCCUGAAUGGUGACACGAAUGCAGUUGAUGACCCGCUCGCAUUUGAUGAGCUUGAAUGGCUCAACGUCUAUAUAAACGCAUUAGCCGAGCAGCGCGAACGCUGGAUCAGUGCUCUUGAUGAUCAACCUGCGAUCGAUUCAGGUGACCCCGCCAAAGAAAAAAGAGACACCGUAUUCGCUGCUCGCAUGCACACCCGAUUGCUACUGAAACUUUUCACGCAAACUGAGUACACUCCAGAGCACGCAGUGGAGAAGCGUAUUUUUGCAAAGCGUACUACUGCAUAUGAGAACAAGAAACUUGUAGUAGGACUGAUAGCUGAGCGCAAUCUAGAAGACGCGGCAACCAACUGGACCCCCGAAGCCUUCGAUAUCAUCCUGAAAGCCGCUAACAAUGACCUUAAAGACAUAUUUGACAACAAGAAGCUGCCAGACCAGGAAAAAAUCAAUAGACUAUGCUUAUAUGAAAUAUCCAGCGAAGAACAACAGAUCACCAAUGAAGUUCAAAGCUUCAAGCGAUACCUGAUUGCUUCCCUCACAAUGUUUGUGGAUCAUGCCAAAGCACUGGACAUGUUCAGCAGUGUGCUCGAUGUAGAACAGACACUACAGAACGCGACGGGUUUGAUCAAGGUAGCGCUCUCUUGGCCCACUGACAUUGCUCGACCCGAACCACUUGAGUUUUAUUUAAAGCGCUGGUUGGACACCUAUCAAAAAACUUUCAAGACGGAUCUCGACGCCAAACUCAGCGAUGUUGAGCUAAAUUACAUUCUUCAGCUCUGCUUGGAAACGGAAAAUUUCGACGAUUUCAAACGAUUCUGGAAUGUGGCAUCGCCCCAGCAGCAGCAGGCCUAUGAAUUAGCUCCACUGAGGGCAGAGUAUCUCAAGCGUAUGAGAAGCGCCGAAGAAGCACUGUCUUAUCUCCAACAGAUACGUAUUACUCAUCGAUCUUUCCCACUCGAUGUAGAAGAGAAAAUCGCUGCCAUUGAGAAUAGCCUCAGGAGCACCGGCACCGUGGGCCUCUCUAAGCCUCAGCCAAUCCUCAAUGCUGAGAUUGACUCCUCUCAUGACAAGCUGCGUCUUGCAUGGCUUACAAUCAAGGACAUGAACGCAUACGAUCAAAGUCAAAUAUUUAUGAAUGCCACAACAAAUAUUGAUGAGUACCUGUUCGAAUUGGUAGAGCAUGUGGGUCGGGAGUUACUGAAACGUAAUGGAAAUCUCCAGCGUAAAAAAUUGGCUCCAGCGUCCGCGAGCACGAUCAUGCUCGAUGAGGAAGACAUGAUUAACGACUGGUUUGUAUCGCUCGUAUGUCAACGCAUGAGUUUUCUUAAUUGGACGAUGCCGGAUCAGUCACGUACUGGGCGCUCAGGCAGCGGUAAGGGUGUCGGCGAGACUGAUGGUUGGGUACGGGAUGGAAGGGGAAACCCGAUUUUCCUAUUCGAAGGUUUUAGGCUUGGAAGCUACAUCGACACUACACAAAUUGAUGAGCACCUGAACAAGAUCGGCAGAUAUAACUCCAUGGGUAUGAGUACGGUGUUUGUAGUGAUCUAUGUCGCUACGGAAAACUUCCCACGGCUGUGCGAAUCCUAUGUUAGACAUGUUGAGAAAUGCGACUACAGAGACUUUGACGAUGAUUACAAAAGCGGAUUACAACUCAUAACAACACAGGGAAAUAGCUUUAACGCCAGAUACUAUAAGGAAACACGUAAAAUCAAUCAGAGUGAUGUAAACAUCUACCACCACUUGUUACAUCUCAAACCACCCAUGGACAGUGAUGAGGGU
Molecule: messenger RNA, 3281 nt
Organism: Mesorhabditis spiculigera
Lineage: Eukaryota; Metazoa; Nematoda; Chromadorea; Rhabditida; Rhabditidae
Source: the annotation of a GenBank genome assembly